This is a messenger RNA of Ochlerotatus camptorhynchus, 1998 nucleotides long. Its product is annotated as protein Cep78 homolog. The transcript has 4 exons. The coding region runs from base 62 to 1990 and encodes 642 amino acids. Gene Ontology annotation, molecular function: protein binding. Gene Ontology annotation, cellular component: centrosome. The record is from RefSeq and is a predicted model, not a curated record. NCBI's taxonomy places the organism in Eukaryota, Metazoa, Arthropoda, Insecta, Diptera, Culicidae.
CAAUUUUAAACUUUCUUGAUUCGGUUCGUAUAAAUCGUUUCCAUUUCAAGUUCCCUAAAACAUGAAACCUGAACAUAUGACCCCUCAAAUGUCGUCUUCAAGCCUCAACCGUCUUAAUGGCACCAAUCGCUGUAUGAAGAACUUCCACCGGAGGUAUUUGACCUUAUGUCGGGCGAAAAAUUAUCAGCCAUUGGCUGAACUCGUUGGCAACAGCGGAGGGGGAGCUGGAGUUUGUAAAUCGAAGACGGACCAUGGUUGGCAAACGGUAAAUUUUUUCGGUGAUCGGCUCAAGGAAACCGACUGGCAACUUAUUACCGAUGCUCUGCGUGAAGAUUCGUCACUGGAAUUACUUGCCAUUCGACUGAGAAAGGUCCUGAAUGAUGUUCUGGAUAAUGGGUGCCACCGAAUGGAUGCUGUGAUUGACCGUCCGGUUAUAUUGGUCAAACGAUUGUUCACAAAGCUAAUGGACUGCUUGGAGAGUUUCCUGGUCAACAAUCAAACCGUCAAAACUCUCGUACUGGAAGCCUUACCCAUUCAGGGUAUCUACAUGGGAACAUUUAUUAAUGGCCUCCAGCAAAACUGUUCCAUCACCGAGCUAAGUUUGGCGCGUAGUGCCAUUCGGGACGAAGGGUGUGAAGCCAUUUGCAGUGCCGUAAUGCAUUUGCCAAAAAUUGAAUCGUUGAACAUGUCCGGAUGCCAACUAACGGCCCGAGGUUGCCAAUCAGUGGCCGAGCUGGUCAAGUAUCAGAAAAUCAAGAGAUUCGCUCAAAGUUGGCAAUAUUCGCUCCGUUACGGUGACGUUCAUACGGAAAAGAUGCAAGGUUUACGAGUUCUGUCGCUUAGUUCAAAUCCGCACAUUGGUGACGAAGGUAUGUCAGAGCUGACUGAAGUGCUCAAAGAUGACGAAUGGAUACGGCAAAUUCACUUCAGAAAUUGUGGUUUAACAGACAAUGGAGCCAAAUUGUUAGUGGACUGUUUGAACUUCAACAAAACCAUCAAAAAUUUUGACAUUCGAAGUAAUUCGGGUAUUUCGAGCGAAGCUCUCCAUGGAAUUCUGGUAAAACUGGGAGGUGAAGUGGUGCCAUCUGACGGUAGACAAUCCGUACAGGAAACAAGAAUAGUUGGGCAUAGGAAGAUGAAAGCUGGCGAGCAAAAUAAAUACCUACAGCAACAAUUGGCAGCUGAGCGCCAUAGGAGCACCGAAUUGCAAGCGCUUGUCGAACAACUGCACCAGCAACAGGAAGAAUACGCAAUGCAAUCCAAAAUGCAAUUUAAUAAGUUAAAGCAGGACUAUGGCUUGCUUUUGAACCAGCGAGAUGAAUUACUCAACAAAGUGCAAUGUUUGCAGAAGACGCGACCACAGAGCAAGAAAAUCAAUCUACGCAAGAGUAAAAGCGUUGCACUACCAUCGGAUUUCUUUAGCCACCCUGCAAACGUUGUUGAUCAGUGCAAAGGACGGGCUAAUCCUGGAGCUAAAUCGGAGAUGACACUUCGCUGGGUAGACGAUGCUGGUGCCUCAGGACAUACCAAACGGACCCAGGUGAUGGAUCGAAUGAUUGGCGAUAGCGAACUAAACACACGCAGGAAUCAGUUCGCCUUGGAACCAGUGUUAGAAGUGGAGCAAGAUGGUAUUUGUGAAGAUGGUUUCGGGGACAUCGGACUUGGCUGUUCGAAAGUCACGAUCAGGAAAACAGAGCUUGAUAAUCAACACAAGGGACGUCCCCAGUCAAAAGCAUUCAGCGUAUUUAGCGAAGAUGAAUACUUUGACGACGUUGAAGAAGCUGCUGACCAGCAAUUUGGUAAUGAUUUAACGGAUCGAAACCCAAAAAAGGAAGAUGAGAAAGAGGAGGAUGAUGACGAAGACGACGAGAUCGGCUAUGAUAUAUCUGGGGUCGAUUUACUGAAAAUAGUGGCUAGGAAAAUGUCCAUGGAGGCCAUAAACGAUACGCAGUCGCUUUUUAUGAGUGCUUACAGUGGCGACGAGAACUAGAGAUUUUA